Messenger RNA from Eurytemora carolleeae, 1956 nucleotides. Its product is annotated as 1-acyl-sn-glycerol-3-phosphate acyltransferase delta. Gene Ontology annotation, cellular component: endomembrane system. The coding region runs from base 82 to 1242 and encodes 386 amino acids. The record is from RefSeq and is a predicted model, not a curated record. NCBI's taxonomy places the organism in Eukaryota, Metazoa, Arthropoda, Copepoda, Calanoida, Temoridae. Gene Ontology annotation, molecular function: 1-acylglycerol-3-phosphate O-acyltransferase activity. The transcript is spliced from 12 exons.
UUUUUCAGAAAUAUGCUAAGCUGAUUCAGAGUUUAAACAGUGUACUACUGCAGUUUUAUUUCUUUGUGUACUACAUCCAGAAUGGGAAAUAUAAAAGAGUUUGCGUUGUUGCAUCUUUUUUUCUGCAUCACUUUUCUAGUGUCCGGGUUGACGGUCAACCUUCUGCAGUUGAUUCUCUACAUUCUGCUCUCUAGAGUUAACCGGAAGCUCUUCAGGACACUGAAUUACUAUCUCAUCUACACAAUAUAUGCUCAGCUACUUUUCUUAGCGGACUGGUGGAGUGCCGCUAAACUGAAUAUAUAUUCAGCUCCAGAUCUGCACCACGUAUUGAAGGGAAUGGGUGAGGAGCAUGCAAUAAUCCUGAUGAAUCAUCAUUAUGAGCUGGACUGGUUGUAUGGUUGGAUGGUGGGGGACAGUGCUAGGCUUCUGGGUAAUGCAAGAGUGUACGUGAAGAAGAUGCUGAAGUAUGUUCCUAUUAUUGGUUGGGCCUGGGGCUUCUCUGAUGUAGCUUUCCUUGAGAGAAACUGGGAGAAGGACAAGGAUAACCUAGCGUACAAGAUCAACCAGCUGCUAGAUUAUCCAUCUCCAGUCUGGAUCCUUCUAUUUCCUGAGGGAACUAGGUUCAGUCAGGAGAAGUUCGCCGCCAGCCAGAAGUUUGCGGCGGCAAGGGGACUCCCAGAGCUUCAACACCAUCUUAUACCAAGAACUAAAGGAUUCUCUUUUACAGUGUCACAGUUGGAUCCUACACGUAUAUCAACGGUCUACGACGUAACCCUGGUUGCAGGUUCGGAGAACUCGGCUCCUCCCACCCUAACCUCUGCUAUCCGAGGGAAGGAAACCGUUGCCAACAUGUACAUCAGGAAGUUUGAUCUCAAGGAUAUACCAAAGGAUGAGGAGGGGAGCAGUGCCUGGUUAAUGAAACUUUUCCAGGAGAAGGAUGCUUUAAAAGAUAGUUACUCUAAAACUGGGUGCUUCUCAGAACUAAGUGGAAUGCCUAAAUAUAAAGCAGUACAACAAAAGAGACGAAUUUGCAGUUUAUUAAUCUGCAUUGGAUUAAACCUGAUUGUGAACUGUGGAAUUCUAGCAUUGGUCUGGACAGGAUCAAUUUACACUAGAAUUGCUGUUCUUGUUUUCUUUGUGUUUGCUUGGCUUGCAAUGGACCGGUUAGUCAACAUCACCAAGAUCAGCAAGAGCUCGGCCUAUGGGAAAACUUCUCCAGAACAGACAAAAAAGAACGAAUAAUGAAAUCUCGUAACAUUCAGUAGUAGUUAAAUCAAAAUGUAUGUUUAUUUGCAGCAUUCACCAUCAUAGGCUUACGCCGGGGCGAAUGGCUAUGGAGGCACAGCCCCCGCCCCCCCCCCCCUUGGAUCAGUAAAAUUUAUGGUUUCAACGGGUGCUGAGCGCACCUUGGAAAACUUUAAGCCCCCCUCCCCCUAGACAAAUUUCUGAGUACUCCCCUUUCCACCAUGCUUGCCAUUUAUUUUCACAAUUUAAUGUCGCUCAAACUAUUAUGUCGGACACAGCAAUGUAACGUGCUUUAUACAGUUUUCUCCAAUACACUUUUUUGGACGUUACGGAAAUUUUUCCAGCAAAAUGUUAUAAUUUUUUAUUUUUCAAUCAAUAGUGAUUUUCAGCAGUCCUCGAAUUAAUUGUAAAAAUAAUGUUUUUGUUUUACAAAAUUUUGUGCACAUUGUCUUAAACCAAAUAGAAUCUUAUAUUUCUUGUGUUUUUUGGGACUCACUUCAAAACCUGCUAGUCUACUGUACGUUUACUCCUAAAUCUAGUUGCCAUUAUAUCGGUCUCAAGGUUUUCUGAGCUCUAAAUGUAGUUUUACCUAAUCAAUUAAUAUAAUUUAUUAAAUUUGUAAAUUAUUGGAUUUGUUCAGGUUUGGACAAAUAAUUUUACUAGCUGUACAUAUUCAUCAAUUGUGGGCAUUCAAUAAAAUUUUAAAUUAUU